GAGAUGUGAUUGUGCGUGUUUGGGACGAGAGAGGAGAGUGAUCAUAAUCACGGCAAAAGUCCGACCGCCGAGGGAGCGCACUUAAAUCACGUGGGGGUGUGGAUUUGUACAGAGAAAAAGUAAAAGUGUCGUCGAAGUGACUUGUGGCUGUACUUUGUUCUCCUCCUCUGUUCGCCUGUGCGCCCCCUCCGCCCUGCAUUCCGCGGAGCAGCUGUGUUUUAAUGCCCCUGCGCACCCGAGGAGCAGAGGAAGGAGAGAAGAGUGAGGAGGAAGAAGAAGAAGGAGAAGGAGAAGAAGAAGAAGAAGUGAGAAGGCCUGGACAACACCCCUCCUCGCCCUCUGGAAGUCUGUCCACUCUCCCCUCCUGGCCCUGCAUGGACGGGGAUGGGGAGAGCCGGAUGCUGUUGCCGCGGGGCUGAGCGCCUCGCCUCCCCGUCUAUGGUGCGCCGCUUCCGGCCACUGCUGCUGCUGAUCAUCGUUCUGUGCUGCGGUGCUCACAUAGGUCAGUGCCAGGUGGCCACCCCUCAAUGCCGUAUCCAGAAGUGCACCACCGACUUCGUCUCCCUGACCUCCCACCUCACUCCAGCCGUGGAUGGUUUUCACACCGAAUUUUGCAAGGCUUUACGCGCGUACUCGGCCUGCACCCAGAGGACGGCCAAGUCCUGCCGGGGGAACCUGGUCUUCCACUCGGCCGUGCUGGGCAUCUCAGACCUCAUGAGCCAGAGGAAUUGCUCCAGAGAUGGGCCCACUUCCUCCACACACCCUGAGAUCCACCUGGAGCCCUGCAACUACCACAGUCGCACCCAGCAUGCCCACAUACACUCCCACGCACACACACACUCUCACACCCACGGCCACAGCCACAGCCACACUCGGCCUGGGUACCUGUUUUGCGGGCUGUUCGGGGACCCGCAUCUGAGGACAUUUAAGGACAGCUUCCAGACUUGUAAGGUGGAGGGGGCAUGGCCUCUCAUUGAUAAUGAUUAUCUGUCGGUGCAGGUCACUAAUGUCCCUGUGGUUCCCGGCUCCAGCGCCACAGCAACCAAUAAGAUCACCAUCAUCUUCAAGCCCUAUGAGGGUUGCACAGACCAGAGGGUCUACCAGGCCGUCACAGACAACCUCCCUGCUGCCUUUGACGAUGGCACCGUGAGCAGUGGGGACCCCAUCCACGCUUCAGCCGGCGUAGACGGUGUGUCUGGGAAGGUCCGGGCUCUGUGGAUCUCUGAGCGCAGCCCAGGACGCCAUGUGGAGCUGCACGCCGGCUACAUCGGUGUGACUGUAAUUGUUCGCCAGCUGGGGCGCUACCUAACCCUGGCGGUGCGGAUCCCCGAGGAGCUGGCUCAGGCCUAUGAUGCCACCCAGGACCUGCAGCUCUGUCUGAACGGCUGCCCCAACGGAGAGCGCAUCGACCAGGCGGGGCACCUUCCCCUGCCGAUCUCCCCUCCUGCGCUAGGCCUGCAGCUCCAGCAGCUGCGUCGGCCGAGCUACUCAUCACUGACACAAGCAUCCCCCUACGGUGCCUCGCAGGUUUUUGGUGUGGAGGGGGCGAAGGAGCGUUGCAGGGAGCAGCUGGAGGUGCAGGACAUUUACUUCCACUCCUGCGUGUUUGAUCUCCUGACCACCGGGGAUGUUAACUUCACAGUGGCAGCGUACAGCGCCCAGAAGGACAUGGAGAGUCUGCAUCCACACAGGGAUAGAUGGAGGAUCUACCCCCGCAGCGCUGCCAUCUCCACCUUGCACUCUGAUUCUCACCUUAUCAAACAGUUUGCUCUGCUCCUGGUGUGUGCUCUGAGCGCUGCUUUGAUCUGAAAGUGGGAGUCUUUGAGUGUGCCUGCAUGCAUGUGGGCUUUGUUUAUGUGUGUGCACUAGAAAGAGAGUUUUGGGAGUUUUUCGCUGAGCACUGAUACUGAACGCUGAUUCCUCUGUCGUUCAGAGUGGACUGGACAGUUACUGGGAACUAGAAGUGUUUUUUUUUUUAGAAGAGGUGACAGACCUCCCAGUGGGCACAGGAGAUACUGGCAACACUAACUGCGUCUUACUUUGCCGAAUCAGCCCUCUGGAGGUAGAGAAUAAACAAAGAAGACGUGAUGACAGCUUCUACAAUCUGUCUUCAUCUUUGGAUAGAACGCAAUUGACAAUGACACAAAUGUUUCUGUGUGGGUGAAUUGACUGUAAAUAGUUCAUUUUGUCUUCAGUGCACAGUGUAAUGGUGUAGAGUAUGUUUUUUGUGCCAUUUGAUGUGAUUUUUUUUGUAAUACCUCAGACAGAGGACGUUUGUUUUAACAAAAGCACUUUAUUUUCAUUUUUUUUUCACAAAUCCACAUCAGUGUUUCUUUCUUUCACUCGCUGUCCUUCACCAAAAUCAUCAAUGGCUCAAGUUCUGGACAUCUGUAAUUUAGUUUUUGAUCCAUUCACAGUGAAAGACAAUUGAAUACUAGGAGCUGCCAUUUUUGUUGAAAUGCGCCAUUCUUCCUUUAGCUGAUUUGACUCAGCCUCUCAUUUUAAGUCAGUCGAUGUGAGCUGUUCUGUUGAAUGUAUUAUGAAUAUCGUCACAGCAAUUGCCAUCAGUGCUAUUUUGUUGCUUCGUGAACUUGUUGCUUCUCCUCAUUCCUGAUUUCAACUGUGUGCGUGUGUGUGUGUGUUUGUGUGUGUGCGCCCACGCUCUGUUUUUUGGUUGGUGACAUGUUUGAAUGUGUUUUUAUUGCAUCUGAUUCACAUUAGAGGUACUCCAAACCUUUCUGCCAAGAUGCUGUGACUAAACCGGCUCAUGUUUUCUACUCAGUGAUUUUUGUUGUUGUGAUAAUUUGAGCCAAAGACAGAUAACAUGGUUUUUAUGUACAAAGGAAAUCAUAACUCAUCACCAAAACCAGCACCUGCCUCCCUCUCAGAGUCUCCUUCUCCCAAGGUUUUAAAUUUGCUACUGUAGACUGCUUUUCUCCUUCUGUCAGAACUGACAAACGGCUCCUUAUUAGGAUCCAUGUAAGAUACUGGAGAGAAAACACUGAGAAUAACUUCACCACACUGUGCUGGGGUUUGAGCUUCAGCAUUGUGUUGUUGGAAUUUGAUACCCAGGAGAAAUGUCAAACGUUAAGACUAUGAGCCUUUUUGACAUGAAACAUUCUGUAUAAUUCUGCCCAAUUUGUUUGAUCAUAUAAGCUUAAUCUCCCUUUUUGGCUUUGUGAUCUCUUACAUCAUGUGUGAGUGUCAGUUUGGUGAAGAGUGACUGGUCAAUGUUGAAAUACUUAACUUAUUUAUGAACGUAGUGUCCUGUAGAGGAUGUUAAGCUCCAUAUUCUUGCUGUUGGAUAAUAAUUUAAAAAAAAUGUCAGAUGUGAUUGUACUACCACCUAGUGGUGCUCUGUUGCUAUGUCAGUGUGUUACUAAAGGCGCUCAAAAAAAAAAAAAGAAAAAAAAUUGAGGAAACAAA
Molecule: messenger RNA, 3426 nt
Organism: Stegastes partitus (bicolor damselfish)
Lineage: Eukaryota; Metazoa; Chordata; Actinopteri; Pomacentridae
Gene: rgmb
Product: repulsive guidance molecule BMP co-receptor b
Exons: 3
Coding region: 385-1809 (474 amino acids)
Biological process (GO): BMP signaling pathway
Cellular component (GO): plasma membrane
Molecular function (GO): coreceptor activity
Source: RefSeq, a predicted model, not a curated record